AAUCAAGAAAAAUGCUUUGGGCCAGUCUUGCUCCUCCCGAUUGUCAGCCUACUCCUCCCUCUUCUGUUGACUGCUAUCCAAAAAAGCAGAAGAGAGAACUCAAGUUUCAGGGCUGCUCUACUAGGAAACGAGUCUGCCAUCAUCGCCAGCUGUGUUGGAAUCUGUUAAGUCUAAUGGACUGGUCUCUGUGCAAAUCCUGAGUGCUAAAAGAUCCAACAAAACUGUUGCUAGCUCGUGUCACCAUGAAGACGCUACGUCAUGCCAAGUGUUUACAGCGCCUACCAAUUUCUGGUUCUGUGAGGGCACUGCAUAAAGAAAAUAGAACAGCAACCCCUCAUAAUUUCUCCAAUUAUGAAUCCAUGAAACAGGACUUCAAACUGGAGAUUCCAGAGUAUUUCAACUUUGCUAACGAUGUCCUGGACCAAUGGACUGAUAUCGAAAAGGCUGGAAAGAAACCUUCAAAUCCAGCCUUCUGGUGGAUCAAUGGAAAAGGAAAAGAGGUGAAAUGGAGUUUUGAGGAACUGGGAUCUCUGUCUAGAAAACUUGCCAAUGUACUUUCAGAAGCUUGUUCCCUACAAAGAGGAGAUCGAGUAAUUUUGAUUCUGCCCAGGGUCCCAGAGUGGUGGCUUACAAAUGUGGCCUGUCUGCGAACAGGGACAGUUUUAAUUCCAGGAACCACUCAGCUGACCCAGAAAGACAUUCUCUACAGACUACAAUCUUCAAAAGCAAAGUGCAUUAUCACCAAUGAUAUUUUAGCCCCAGCAAUAGAUGCCAUUGCAUCCAAAUGUGAAAAUCUGCACUCCAAGCUGAUUGUGUCACAGAAUUCCAGAGAGGGAUGGGGAAACCUCAAGGAGAUGAUGAAACAUGCCAGUGACAGCCACAUCUGUGUGAAGACAAAACACAAUGAGAUGAUGGCCAUUUUCUUUACUAGUGGAACAAGUGGAUCUCCGAAAAUGACUGGACACACCCACAGCAGUUUCGGUUUAGGAUUAUCUGUAAAUGGACGGUUCUGGCUAGAUUUGACACCCUCAGACGUGAUGUGGAAUACCUCAGAUACGGGCUGGGCAAAGUCUGCAUGGAGUAGUGUUUUUUCUCCAUGGAUCCAGGGAGCAUGUGUAUUCGCACACUAUUUACCCCGUUUUGAGCCAACUUCUAUUUUGCAAACACUCUCCAAGUACCCCAUCACAGUCUUCUGUUCAGCACCAACUGCAUACCGAAUGCUUGUACAGAAUGACAUGACCAGCUAUAAGUUUGAAAGCUUAAAGCACUGUGUGAGUGCUGGGGAACCAAUUACUACUGAUGUGACUGAACAAUGGAGAAACAAGACGGGCCUGGAUAUUUAUGAAGGAUAUGGACAGACUGAAACGGUGCUAAUCUGUGGAAAUUUUAAGGGAAUGAAAAUUAAACCUGGCUCAAUGGGAAAACCUUCUCCUGCUUUUGAUGUUAAGAUUGUAGAUGGAAAUGGCAAUGUUCUACCUCCUGGACAAGAAGGGGAUAUUGGCAUUCAAGUUCUACCUAACCGACCAUUUGGCCUUUUUACUCAUUAUGUAGAUAAUCCUUCCAAAACAGCUUCAACUCUACGAGGCAAUUUCUAUAUUACUGGGGACAAAGGGUAUAUGGAUGAAGACGGAUAUUUCUGGUUUGUUGCAAGAUCAGAUGAUAUCAUAUUAUCCUCUGGUUAUCGAAUUGGACCAUUUGAGGUAGAAAGUGCCCUGAAUGAACACCCUUCAGUUGCAGAGUCAGCUGUUGUCAGCAGCCCAGACCCCAUCAGAGGAGAGGUAGUAAAGGCUUUUAUUGUUCUGAACCCUGAUUACAAGUUACAUGAUCAAGAACAACUAAUAAAGGAGAUUCAGGAGCAUGUUAAAAAAACUACAGCACCUUACAAAUAUCCCAGAAAGGUAGAAUUUAUUCAAGAGCUGCCAAAGACUAUCAGUGGGAAGACAAAAAGAAAUGAACUGAGGAAGAAAGAAUGGAAAACAAUUUAAAUGUGUUUCUUUGACUACCACAUUUAUAAAACAAACAUAUUAUCUGUCAAUCUCUAGAAACUACAAGAUGAUGGAGAGGUGAUAAAACUGUGGUAGUAUGCUCAGAAACUGUUGAUUUAAAAUAUCUUGUGGUUAUGAUAUCAGAUGCUAAAUUUUGAAAUAAAAUGUUAGGUAAAUUCCUC
This is a messenger RNA of Saimiri boliviensis boliviensis (Bolivian squirrel monkey), 2167 nucleotides long. The record is from RefSeq and is a predicted model, not a curated record. Lineage: Eukaryota; Metazoa; Chordata; Mammalia; Primates; Cebidae.